AUGGAUGAUUGCAAGGCAGUCGCAAGUCCAGUCGACAUGAGCUCUCGACUUGUUUCAAGUGAUGCAACUACCAAGGUCGAUGCUCCUUUUCGCGAAGCUGUUGGUGCGUUGAUGCACCUGACCACUGCAACGCGUCCGGACAUUGCGUUUGCUGUGGGCUAUGUGUCGCGGUUCAUGGAAAAUCCCCAAGAAGAACACUGGGUUGCAGUUAAGCGUAUCUUUCGCUACCUACAAGGCACUAAGACGCAUGGAAUUUGCUACAAGCCAAGUGCAAGGAUCGACUUCCGUGGAUAUUCGGAUGCGGAUUGGGCUGGUGAUCUUACCGACCGCAAGUCAACAUCGGGGUACACGUUCAUGCUACUCGGUGCGCCAGUCAGUUGGGGCAGCAAGAAGCAGCCAAGUGUUUCGUUGUCCACGAGUGAAGCCGAAUACAUCGCACUCAGCUUGGCGAUUCAAGAGGGCAAGUGGAUUCAUCGUCUGCUUUGUGAGAUCGUGAUGGCUGCCAAUGAAGAAGGACCGGAACUCAUGAUCCAUGAAGACAAUCAGUCGUGUAUCAAGAUGACGAAGAACCCAGUCAACCACGGCCGUGCCAAGCACAUUGAUAUCAAGUACCAUCACAUCCGUGAUGAGGUCAAGCGCGGUGAAGUGAAGCUCAAGUACUGUGAAACUGCGGUGAUGUUAGCGGACAUCAUGACGAAGGGACUUCACGGGCCACGCCACAAGGAGAUGACGGCGACUCUCGGGAUUCGUGAGCAUUCGGAUUGA
This is a messenger RNA of Peronospora matthiolae, 765 nucleotides long. The record is from the annotation of a GenBank genome assembly. Lineage: Eukaryota; Oomycota; Peronosporomycetes; Peronosporales; Peronosporaceae.